Molecule: messenger RNA, 2897 nt
Organism: Chelmon rostratus (copperband butterflyfish)
Lineage: Eukaryota; Metazoa; Chordata; Actinopteri; Chaetodontiformes; Chaetodontidae
Exons: 18
Coding region: 551-2653 (700 amino acids)
Molecular function (GO): pseudouridylate synthase activity; kinase activity
Source: RefSeq, a predicted model, not a curated record
AAGCUGAGGUAAUGUUCAUCGUUUUGAUUUUGACAAGCACAUCGUGUGUGACCUGUACAGCUCUUUGUCGAAGAACAAUCUACAGGAAAUUUAAGUUAGAUGCACUGCCUCAUUGAACGUUUCCCAUCAAAUAAAAGUCUGCAGGAAGUAAAUUUAAGAAUGAAAUCUAUCUCAUAGUCCCUUUGGUGCAGUCUUUUUUGAGAUUCAUUCUAAAGAACUGAGAAUUAAGCUUCAAGACAUUAUGGCAUUCCUGUAGUUUAAUGUUUGGGAUUGUAAUUUUUGAAUAUAUGUUAUGUUAAAGGAGAUGUGGAGGCGGGCUGUUUUUUCCUCCUUUAAGCAUUUAAUCAUAAUCAAUCUCUUGAUAUGGAGAUUGUUGGGGAGGAACGCUGGAGUGGAGACUAAAGCCUUUGAUUGAUCCACCUGAAAGAAUCAGGCUGCAACAGUGGGAAAGCAACUGAAUGGCACAAGGUGAUUGGAAGAAAAGCAUCAUCUGCCACAGUCUUUCACAUUUAAAUGUAAAAACUGAAUAUUUUCAGGAUUUCUGGACAGAAUGAGGAUGCUGAAGAGAGCCUCUGCACUCAUCCUGAGAAGAGGAAUUACAACUUUUAAGAGCAGAUUGUGCAAAAAUGACAGCCUCUUCAGAGUUCAUCCAUCUGUAUCACAGGCAGUGGCAGAAAACAAACCAGUGGUUGCACUGGAGAGCACCAUCAUCACGCAUGGCAUGCCCUAUCCACACAACCUGAGCACAGCGAAGGAGGUGGAGGCCAUUGUGAGAGCCGAAGGAGCCACCCCAGCCACGGUGGGAGUGAUUGAGGGUGAGGUCCGUGUUGGUCUGUCGUCAGAGGAGCUGGACCACCUCGCCCGCUGCCAGAGCUCCCUGAAGGUGUCCCGUCGUGAUCUGCCCUACGUCAUCAGCAAAGGUCUCUCCGGGGGAACGACGGUGUCAGCCACUAUGAUAGCAGCACAUCAAGCUGGCAUCCCUGUGUUCGUCACAGGAGGCAUUGGAGGAGUUCACAGAGAUGGAGAGAACAGUCUGGACAUCAGUGCAGAUCUGACAGAGCUCGGCAGGACUCCCAUUGCAGUGGUCUCUGCUGGUGUCAAGUCUAUUCUGGACAUCGGUCGCACCCUCGAAUAUCUUGAGACUCAGGGCGUCUGUGUCGCCACUUAUGGAGCACUGAAGAAUUUCCCAGCCUUCUUCUCUCCACAAAGUGGAUUCACUUCUCCAUACCAAGUCUGCGACCCUGAGGAGGCUGCAGAACUCAUCGCAAGCUGUCUGUCACUGGGUCUCCAAAGUGGUGUCCUGUUAGCGGUGCCCAUCCCAGAGGAGCAUGCGGCAGCUGGGCAGCAGAUAGAGGAGGCCAUACAGGCUGCGGUGACAGAGGCAAGUGCUAAAGGUAUAAGAGGAAGAGAUGUGACGCCAUUCAUUCUUCAAAAGGUCAACGAUCUGACUAAAGGAAAGUCCCUUCAAGCCAACAUUGCUCUGAUUCAUAACAAUGCUAAAGUUGGCAGUCAGAUAGCAUGCGCGCUGUCAAAACAAAUGAAUGACAAAACGUCAAAGGGCAAGACUCAACCACAUGGAAAACACUCAUCACACCCCGAAUCAGAUAUUGUUGUCAUAGGAGGAAUAAAUGUUGAUUUUAUUGCUAAAGGAAAAACAAAAACACUUUUUGGACAGACCAACGUAGGAAGUGUCUGCCAGUCAUUUGGUGGAGUCGGUCGGAACGUUGCUGACUCUCUGAGUCGAUUAGGCCAUAGACCCCUGUUCAUCUCAGCCACCGGCGCUGAUUCUCACAGUGAUGCAGUGUUUAACCAUUGUAAACACAUGAACACAAGUGGUGUGGCCAGGCUAGAAGAGCAAAGCACAGCUACGUACUGUGUUGUUAUCUCUGAGAGUGGAGAAAUGAGUCUUGGACUGGGAGACAUGGACGUUCAUCAGCAAAUCACAGAGAAAUAUGUUUCACAGUUUGAGAAGCAGCUCUCGUCAGCCACUCUUGUGUGUCUCGAUGGAAACAUUCCCGUCUCCACCAUCGACUAUGUUUGUUCCAUUGCCUCAAAACACAACAUUAAUGUUUGGUAUGAGCCCACAGAUUCCAACAAGGCUUCUAAGCCUUUCAUUUCAGACGCCUGGAAGUCUCUGUCCUAUUCAUCCCCAAACCUGGCAGAGUUGUGCACCAUGAAUAAAACACUUGGUAUCCCAACACCUGAAGUGCUGCCAAGCUCUCUUGACGAGGUGCUGAGUGUAGCCAUGGCUCUCUCACGCCCCCUUCUGGAUCAUCUUCACUGUCUGGUCGUGACUCUCGGGGCAAAUGGAGUGUUGGUGUGUGGAGAGCAUGAUGCCGGCUCAGUCAACCUGCAGCCAAGAAAACAGAAGAGGAAGAGGCAGCUUUGUGCUCUCCACUACCCAUCACUGACUGUAACAGCAGAGGAGACAAUGAAUGUGUCAGGAGCAGGAGAUAGUCUUGCAGGUGCCUUAAUGGCAGGGAUUCUCCAACAGCGAGACACAGACACCUGUGUUCGGAUGGGGCUCCUGGCAGCACGGAUGUCCCUGGCGUCACCUCAUCCCAUUGCCCCCACGCUCACCUUAGACUCAGUGAAUCCCAACAAGGUCCAGGCUCAUUACUGGCCCAAACCCAGCCUCUUGUGGAUAGACUGAUCCUGGAACACUACUGAGUAUAAGAAGAUUAGGUCUGUUUGCAUUGGGUUGGUUAAUACAUUUCUCAGUAUUUUGUCAUUUUAGUUUUAUUCUUGUGAAACCUGCAUUUAACAUAGCAACCUAGUAAAUUAAUUUAGGAAGAUGACAUGUUUUACCAAAACCAUUGAAUCCAAUUUUAUUUGAUAUUUUGUGUUGUUCUAUAAUAGCUGAUCUCUUACAAAAAUGUUUAAAAAAUGAACCACUU